This is a messenger RNA of Schistocerca gregaria, 1441 nucleotides long. Its product is annotated as NADH-ubiquinone oxidoreductase chain 5-like. Gene Ontology annotation, biological process: electron transport coupled proton transport; ATP synthesis coupled electron transport. Gene Ontology annotation, molecular function: NADH dehydrogenase (ubiquinone) activity. The transcript has 2 exons. NCBI's taxonomy places the organism in Eukaryota, Metazoa, Arthropoda, Insecta, Orthoptera, Acrididae. The record is from RefSeq and is a predicted model, not a curated record. The coding region runs from base 224 to 592 and encodes 122 amino acids.
CAUUACUAUAAUAAUUGUUUUAGCAGCUAUAACUAAGAGAGCUCAGAUUCCUUUCUCUUCAUGACUUCCUGCUGCUAUAGCAGCUCCUACUCCUGUUUCUGCUUUAGUUCAUUCUUCUACUCUUGUUACUGCUGGUGUUUAUUUAUUAAUUCGUUUUAGACCAAUAUUGGAUACUUAUAAUUGUGGUUGAUUUUUACUUUUAAUUGGUUGUAUAACUAUAUUUAUGGCUGGAUUGGGCGCUAAUUUUGAGUUUGAUUUAAAGAAGAUUAUUGCUCUUUCUACUUUAAGACAACUUGGUUUAAUAAUAAGAAUUUUGGCUAUAGGUUAUCCAAAGCUUGCAUUUUUUCAUUUAUUGGCUCAUGCUUUAUUUAAGGCAUUAUUAUUUAUAUGUGCAGGUUCAAUAAUUCAUAAUUUGAAGGAUUCUCAGGAUAUUCGUUUUAUAGGAUCAAUUGUUAAUUUCAUACCUUUAACUUCAGUUUGUUUUAAUGUUUCUAGUUUAUCUUUGUGUGGAAUACCUUUUUUAGCGGGAUUUUAUUCAAAGGAUUUAAUUCAUCUUAAACAAACCAUCUCAAGAAUUAAAUCCUUUGAAUAAAAUGCCGCUAAAAAAGGUAUUCCACACAAAGAUAAACUAGAAACAUUAAAACAAACUGAAGUUAAAGGUAUGAAAUUAACAAUUGAUCCUAUAAAACGAAUAUCCUGAGAAUCCUUCAAAUUAUGAAUUAUUGAACCUGCACAUAUAAAUAAUAAUGCCUUAAAUAAAGCAUGAGCCAAUAAAUGAAAAAAUGCAAGCUUUGGAUAACCUAUAGCCAAAAUUCUUAUUAUUAAACCAAGUUGUCUUAAAGUAGAAAGAGCAAUAAUCUUCUUUAAAUCAAACUCAAAAUUGGCGCCCAAUCCAGCCAUAAAUAUAGUUAUACAACCAAUUAAAAGUAAAAAUCAACCACAAUUAUAAGUAUCCAAUAUUGGUCUAAAACGAAUUAAUAAAUAAACACCAGCAGUAACAAGAGUAGAAGAAUGAACUAAAGCAGAAACAGGAGUAGGAGCUGCUAUAGCAGCAGGAAGUCAUGAAGAGAAAGGAAUCUGAGCUCUCUUAGUUAUAGCUGCUAAAACAAUUAAUAUAGUAAUGAGCUUUAUUUCAAAAGAAUUAGAAAUAAAAUCAUAAUAAUAAAUAUAAUUUCAGCCACCAAAAUUUAACAUUCAUGCAAUAGAAAUUAAAAUAGCAACAUCACCAAUACGAUUAGAAAGUGCAGUUAAUAUACCAGCACUAUAAGAUUUUACAUUUUGAUAAUAAAUAACUAAACAAUAAGAAACUAAACCUAAACCAUCUCAACCUAAUAAAAUUCUAAUUAAAUUAGGACUAAUAAUUAAAAAACCUAUAGAAAGAAUAAAUAUUAAAACAAUAAUAAUAAAACGAUUUAUAUUCUUUCACCAGAUAUAUAAUCCU